Molecule: messenger RNA, 780 nt
Organism: Arachis duranensis
Lineage: Eukaryota; Viridiplantae; Streptophyta; Magnoliopsida; Fabales; Fabaceae
Exons: 1
Coding region: 1-780 (259 amino acids)
Source: RefSeq, a predicted model, not a curated record
AUGGUGAAGCCAUACAUCCCUCCUCUGCCAUAUCCUCAAAGAUUUCACAAGGAGAGCAAAGAUCAACAGUUCCCAAAGUUCUUAAAAGUGUUUAAGAAGCUGGAGAUUAAUAUUCCACUUGCUAAAGCAUUGGAGCAGAUGCCUUUAUAUGAAAAGUUCUUAAAAGAACUCAUAAACAAGAAGAGAAGCUGGCAUGAGAAGGAAACCAUCCUCUUGACACAAGAAUGCAGUGCAUUGAUUCAAGAAGGCCUCCCACCAAAGCUCAAAGACCCUGGGAGUUUCUUCUUGCCUUGUACCAUUGGUCACAUAUCCAUUGAUAAGGCACUCUGUGAUUUGGGAUCCAGUAUCAACCUGAUGCCUUUAUCUAUGAUAAGAAGGCUAUUUAUAGAAGAAGUAAAGCCUAUACAGAUGUCAUUGGAGCUAGUGGAUAGAUCAGUGGUAAUUUCCAAUGGUGUGGUUGAAAAUCUCUUGGUUAGAGUAGGAAAAUUCAUAUUUCCAGCAGAUUUUGUAAUCCUGGACUUAGGAGAAGUAGGGAAUGACUCUAUUAUAUUGGGAAGACCUUUUCUAGCCACAACAAGGGCCAUCAUUGAUGUGGAACAAGGAGAAAUGACCUUGAGGGUAAAUGAUGAGAAGAUCACCUUAAACGUUUUCCAGGAAGUACAACAUACUGUUGAAGAGAAAAGCUGCAUAAGAAUUGAAGAAGAAAACUUACAGUGGCAAGAAAAACCCAAUGAAGCAUUUAUCAACUCACCUCCAAAGAAAAAGACAAACAGUGAAUAA